AGAUCGGGCUUGGGGUGAGACCUGUGUGCCGUCACCACGGGCGGGUCUGGCCGAGGCCUGGGUAGGGGCCUGGGGCUGCCGUACCGCCCCAGGGCUCUGAGAGAUUUAGAUCCUGGCCCAGAGCAUGUUCCAGAUCCCAGAGUUUGAGCAGAGUGAGCAGGAAGACUCCAGGCCUGCAGAUAGGGGCCUGGGCCCCAGCCCCACAGGGGACAGGCCCCCAGGUCCCAGCAAGCACCAGCAAACGGCCCCAGGCCUCCUGGGGGAAGCUGGUCACCAGCAGGGGCAGCCAGCCAGCAGCAGCCACCAUGGAGGCACUGGGGCUGUGGAGACCCGGAGUCGCCACAGCUUCUACUCCGCGGGGACGGAGGAUGAAGAAGGGACGGAGGAGGAGGAGCCCAGCCCCUUCCGGGGCCGCUCGAGCUCGGCGCCCCCCAACCUCUGGGCUGCACAGCGAUAUGGCCGCGAGCUCCGGAGGAUGAGCGACGAGUUCCACGGCUCCUUCAAGGGACUUCCUCGCCCGAACAGCGCGGGCACAGCGGCGCAGAUGCGACAAAGCCCCAGCUGGACGCGCUUCCUUCAGUCCUGGUGGAACCGGAACUUGGGGAGAGGAGGCCCCGCCCCCUCCCAGUGACCUUCUGUCCCACAUCCCGAAUCUCCGAACCGCUGCUGGCGGCCAUCUUGGGAGUGGGCGGAAGUCUUUUCUGCAGGCCUUAUGCAAAAGGAGGCUGUUUCGUCCCUUUCAGAAGGAGGCGGUCUGACCCAGAGCCCAAUUCCCUUCCGGUGUGUGCGAGGACCGCGGAGGGGCUCGGCCCCCGUCGGAAGUCUUGAAGUUUUUCCGCCCUUAGGUGCUGGAAAUGGCCCUGUGACCCCGCCCCCGGCACUGGGCUGCCACAGUCGCCUUCGCCAGUUGCGAGCGGGAAUUAACCCUAACUUCGCCAGAACCCUUUCCUCCGCGGUAACGCUGCGGGCCGAUGCUCGCUAGAAAUGUGGUAAUAAAGCCCGCGUCUGUGCC
This is a messenger RNA of Aethalodelphis obliquidens (Pacific white-sided dolphin), 1012 nucleotides long. RefSeq names its product BCL2 associated agonist of cell death (gene BAD). Lineage: Eukaryota; Metazoa; Chordata; Mammalia; Artiodactyla; Delphinidae. Bases 125 to 631 code for a protein of 168 amino acids. Gene Ontology annotation, biological process: apoptotic process; regulation of mitochondrial membrane permeability; intrinsic apoptotic signaling pathway. The transcript has 4 exons. Gene Ontology annotation, molecular function: protein kinase binding; protein phosphatase binding; cysteine-type endopeptidase activator activity involved in apoptotic process. Gene Ontology annotation, cellular component: cytosol; mitochondrion. The record is from RefSeq and is a predicted model, not a curated record.